This is a messenger RNA of Ipomoea triloba (trilobed morning glory), 1314 nucleotides long. RefSeq names its product E3 ubiquitin-protein ligase BIG BROTHER-like. Gene Ontology annotation, molecular function: ubiquitin conjugating enzyme binding; ubiquitin-protein transferase activity. The record is from RefSeq and is a predicted model, not a curated record. Bases 207 to 971 code for a protein of 254 amino acids. Gene Ontology annotation, biological process: protein ubiquitination; negative regulation of organ growth. Lineage: Eukaryota; Viridiplantae; Streptophyta; Magnoliopsida; Solanales; Convolvulaceae. The transcript is spliced from 9 exons.
CUGAAGCAUAGCGAGAGGGACACAGAGAGAGACAAGAAGAAUUGUCUGUUCACACACACACUCCUAUAUCUUCUUCUUCAAAAUAAAAAAAGAAGAGAUCCAAUAAAACCUCACUUUUCCUCUCUAAUUUGGCCGCUUCUCCCUCUGCUUCUUCUGCUUGCUUCAGGGAAAAUAAGAAAAAGGGAAACAGAAGAGGCUUUUAUGAGAUGAACGGCGAUCAACAACAUAUGGAGAUGCAUUACGUAAAUACAGGCUUCCCUUAUUGUGUUGCAGGGAAUUCUGCAUACUAUUUCGAUGGCUCCCAGGCCCCUUCGCAGUACCCUAAUCCCGACCAAUUCCAUAAUGAGGAAACUACAUACUGGUCCAUGAAUAUGAAUUGGUACAAAUUUGGAUUUUCUGGCAUGGAAAAUUCUUAUUACACUCCUUACGAGUGUAGUAGCCAUUUAUCAACGAUGGAUCUCACUGAGCAGCAGCCUUGGAACUACCCGGUCAUGAUGAACGUCGAAGAACCCGUAGCAGUAGAGACAGUAGAGACUGUAGAGUCAACGUCGGAGGAGAAUACAGCCCCAAGUGUAGAUGCUAGCCCUGAAGAUAGUAAUCCAGAAGUCCCAGAACAGCAAGAUGGUGCUAACGAUCAGGUCAUUUUAGAAGAUGAUAUCGAUCCCGACAACAUGACCUAUGAGGAGUUGCUAGAUUUAGGCGAGGCAGUUGGAACUCAAAGUCGAGGUCUUUCUAAAGAACUCAUCGAUCUCCUUCCAACCUCUAAAUACAAGUUCAGCUGGAUCUUCUCCAAGAAAAGAUACGGAGAGAGAUGCGUGAUCUGUCAAAUGAAGUAUAAACGUGGAGACCGCCAAAUGAACUUGCCCUGCAAACAUGUCUACCACUCCGACUGUGUCUCCAAGUGGCUGGGCAUUAACAAGACAUGCCCCAUUUGCAACGCGGAGGUAUCCAUCGAUGAACCUAGCCAUUAGACUAGAGAAGAGCGGAAGUAUAGUCAUGGAAGUCCCGAGCAGGCUAGCAUUAGCAAAGACAUGCCCAACUGUUGAUGAAAGGAGGCAUUUGAACUAUAAAACAGUGAAAGCAGAGCAUGAGUACAUUGCUGGAAUAGUUUUGACCUCUUCUUCUUCCUUUGAAUUGAAAUCCUUUUUUUCUUUUCCCUUACUGCUCAAUAGAGCUAGGCUAGUUUGUAGAAGUAGUUAUUUCUCUUUGAAUGUAAUAUUAUAUUAUAUUAUAUAUAUAUAUAUAUAAUGUAGGAAAGAAAAUGUUAAGGGAUACAAUCUGCUGCAGUUUCAUCAUUCAAAGAGUCCUUUCUUA